GGCGGCUCCGGGCCCGGGGCCGAGCGGCCGUGCAGGGCGGGGCAGACCUGGGGCGGGGCGCGGCGCCGCUGCUGGAUGGCCGGGGCCGCCCGGAGCGCCGUCGCCGCCGCCGCACGCCCGUGGCAUGCCUGGAUGUCCCUGCCCUGGCUGUGGCAUGGCAAGCCAAAGACUCUUCUUCUUCACCGCUCUUGCCCUGGAGCUCCUGGGAGGGGCUGGGGGUUCCCAGCAGGCCCUCCGGAGCCGGGGGUCUGCAGCGGCCUGUCGCCUGGACAACAAAGAAGGCGAGUCCUGGGGAGCCCUGCUGAGUGGGGAGAGGCUAGACACCUGGAUCUGCUCCCUCCUGGGCUCACUCAUGGUGGGACUCAGCGGAGUCUUCCCGUUAUUCGUCAUUCCCCUGGAGAUGGGGACCACACUGCGCUCUGAAGCUGGAGCCCGGCGCCUGAAGCAGCUGCUCAGCUUUGCCUUGGGGGGGCUCUUGGGCAAUGUGUUUCUCCAUCUGCUGCCCGAGGCAUGGGCCUACACAUGCAGUACCAGCCCCGGUGGUGACGGGCAGAGCCUGCAGCAGCAACAGCAACUGGGGCUAUGGGUCAUCGCUGGCUUCCUGACAUUCCUGGCAUUGGAGAAGAUGUUCCUGGACAGCAAGGAUGAGGGUCCCAGUCAGGCCCCCAGCAAAGAUCCUUCUGCUGCUGCCGUGCUCAAUGGAGGCCCCUGUCUGGCCCAGCCGGCUGCAGAACCCGGCCUGAGUGCCGUGGUCCAGAGCAUCAAAGUCAGUGGCUAUCUCAACCUGCUGGCCAACACCAUAGACAACUUCACGCAUGGGCUGGCUGUGGCUGCCAGCUUCCUUGUGAGCAAGAAGAUCGGGCUUCUGACCACCAUGGCCAUCCUCCUGCAUGAGAUCCCCCAUGAGGUGGGCGAUUUUGCCAUCCUGCUCCGGGCCGGCUUUGACCGAUGGAGUGCAGCCAAGCUGCAGCUCUCGACAGCACUGGGGGGUCUGCUGGGCGCCUGCUUUGCCAUCUGUACGCAGUCCCCCAAGGGACCAGGCAGGCCAUCUCCUCCCACUGCAGAGGAGACGAUAGCCUGGAUCCUGCCCUUCACCUCCGGUGGCUUUCUCUACAUCGCCCUGGUGAAUGUGCUACCUGACCUCCUGGAGGAAGACAACCCAUGGCACUCCCUGCAGCAAGUGCUCCUGCUCUGCACGGGCAUCGUGGUGAUGGUGCUGUUUUCGCUCUUCGUGGAGUAGCGUCCCUGCUACCCCACCCCCCCAUACAGCAAUAAGAGACUUGAUUCGCGCUGUGACUGUACGUGAGGCAGAGAGGGUGAGUGCAUGUGAGAGAGAGCAAGCCUCUGGCCAGACGGGAGAGGUGUGUGUGUGUGUGUGUGCACACGUGCGUGUGCCGUGUGCGUGUGUGGCCAGAGAAGCUGCGUGUGUAAGGCCGACACUGUGAUCCCUCAUGCGCUGCCCAGGGCCCAGCGUCAGUGCCUGCCCCACCCCACCCCCCAACCGAGGUCUGCCCUCCCUCUGCCCUGUCAUCUCAUACUUCCCAGGGUGAGCGGUGGGAAGUGGCAACAUGGUCCCAAGCAGAGACCUCUCUUCCAGGACCCACGGGAGGCCUGGGCCUGUCUGAGUGAGAGCAGCCCAAGGAGCCCGGGGCUGCAGGGUGCCCCAGGGCUACCUGCCUCCAGCUAGGCCUCGGGUUCCUGGCUUGAGGGAGUAAACAUCUCUGCUCCUGCACCCAGGCUCCAGGCAGCCCAGGGGCUGAGGCUGGGGCCACUUCUAGCUGCUGCAUCCAUCUUCCUGGCCCUUCCUUCAUCACCUCUAGGGUCCCUUCCCUGAUGGCCAGAAGACAAAGAGGCAGGUGCUGGUGUGAGCCCCUAACCCCACUCGGCACUGACAGUCACACCCCUCCCAGCCUUGAACUGGGAGAUGCUUUCCAAGGCCUUUUCCUUGUGGCUGCCAGCCCUGAACCAGCUCCUGUUCCCCCAGUGAGUGCUCCCUGGCAACGCAGCACCUCCUGCCACUUGCAGCUGCCAAACAGCAGCCUGCAGGGUAGCGAGCAGCCCCAGGCCAAAGACGCCUCCAGUCCAGCUCAGGGACACUCCUGCCAGCACAGGGGCCCAGGCAAAUACUUUGGGAGCAGGAAGGAGGCAAGCCCACCUCUCCUGCUUGGGCCCCUUUUCCUUUCUCACUGGGGGUGAGGGUGGUGGGGUGGUGAGAGCCCACGUUGUCAGCACUCAGGAAUGUGCUCUGGGAGAAAGCUGAAGCCAUAAUCCCCAGCUAUUUCCCUUGGCUGACACCCAGGGACUCAGCCGGCCCACUCAACAGCUGGGCUUGAGCUCUACCGCUUGACCAGACGCUCUGAGAAGUGGCCACCAAGAGGGUUGGGAUGGCUUUACAGCCGUUCUGCUGUGGUUCCAUUCAUAUCUGUAAAUACCUGUUCUAUAGGCAAGAGACAAAUAAAUAUUAUCCACAAA
This is a messenger RNA of Choloepus didactylus (southern two-toed sloth), 2472 nucleotides long. RefSeq names its product solute carrier family 39 member 13 (gene SLC39A13). The coding region runs from base 125 to 1240 and encodes 371 amino acids. Gene Ontology annotation, biological process: intracellular zinc ion homeostasis; zinc ion transmembrane transport. Gene Ontology annotation, cellular component: membrane. The transcript has 10 exons. Gene Ontology annotation, molecular function: zinc ion transmembrane transporter activity. The record is from RefSeq and is a predicted model, not a curated record. Lineage: Eukaryota; Metazoa; Chordata; Mammalia; Pilosa; Megalonychidae.